Messenger RNA from Doryrhamphus excisus (bluestripe pipefish), 2731 nucleotides. It is a transcript of the gene rab11a, whose product is annotated as RAB11a, member RAS oncogene family. Gene Ontology annotation, molecular function: GTP binding; GTPase activity. The record is from RefSeq and is a predicted model, not a curated record. NCBI's taxonomy places the organism in Eukaryota, Metazoa, Chordata, Actinopteri, Syngnathiformes, Syngnathidae.
UAGAAGAAGAAAUUGCGGAAGUGGGGCUUCCAAACAGAUUGGCUUUUGGAAGAGUAAAACAAAGCAGAUCGAUUUCUGGUCAAAAAAAAGCGAGAUCGAACUUGGAAUAACAAUUAUUAAUUAAAACAAUGGGCACCAGAGACGACGAAUAUGAUUAUUUGUUCAAAGUGGUCCUCAUUGGCGACUCGGGCGUCGGGAAAAGUAACCUGCUAUCACGCUUCACUCGCAAUGAGUUCAACUUGGAGAGCAAGAGCACCAUCGGCGUUGAAUUUGCCACACGGAGCAUUCAGGUGGAUGGAAAAACGGUGAAGGCCCAGAUCUGGGAUACGGCCGGCCAGGAACGCUACCGUGCGAUCACUUCCGCGUACUACCGCGGCGCCGUGGGCGCUCUCCUGGUUUACGACAUAGCCAAGCAUCUAACCUACGAGAACGUGGAGCGCUGGCUCAAGGAGCUGAGAGAUCACGCCGACAGCAACAUCGUCAUCAUGCUGGUUGGCAACAAGAGCGACCUGCGUCACCUCCGAGCCGUCCCCACCGACGAGGCCCGGGCUUUUGCUGAGAAAAACGGUUUAUCUUUUCUGGAGACUUCGGCUCUGGACUCUACCAAUGUUGAAACCGCCUUUCAGACCAUUCUCACAGAAAUCUACCGCAUCGUGUCCCAGAAGCAGAUGUCGGAACGCCAGGAGAGCGACAUGUCUCCCAGCAACAACGUGGUCAACAUCCAAGUGCAGCCCACCGAGAACAAACCAAAGAUGCAGUGCUGCCAGAACAUCUAGCUCGAUCCCCGCCCCGCUACCGACCCCCCCAACCCCUCCCUGCCACCCUCGACGGUCCCUUCAGGGCUCCGGGGCUGCGACCUGAACUCCGCCCCUACUUUUAACGCCCCCCCCCCCUUUUUCCCCCCAGGUAAAUAUGUCCCAGUGUAAAACAUCUCCAGAAGGCAGCAGGCGUUUCAUAUCACUUUAGAUUUCAUUCCAGUUGAUGCGCUGACAUGUCACAAAUAUGUCUUAAUAUAUGAAUGUCAUUUUCCUUUUCAUAUUUUUCUGUGUUGAUUCUUCCACGUUUUCAUUUUUUUUAAUGAUAUUUCUCCGUAUUGUAUGAAAUAUCCACUACUAGCUAUACUAUGACUAUAUAAAGCACACGCUAGUGUAUUCCUAUAGACGAGCCCCCGCCCCCUCCCGAGUGCAACGUACUCUUUUCAGGACGCCACGCGCCGGGAGCGUCAUGACCUUUGAUCGCAUUGCUGUUGAACACGCGACACGAGUGAAAUGUAGAGCCGAUCGUGUGCCGCCACCCCCCCCCCCCCCCACCACCACCGCCACCAUCAUGUCUUUACCAUCGUUUGCAUGGUUUAACUAUCCAAAGAUGGCUGCACGUUUUAUGCGGUAAAGAGGUCCAUUCGGGCUAGGUGUAACCGUGAAAGUUCGCAUUUGUUGAGGAACGCCGCUUAUAUCCCGUCGACUUAUAUUUCACGACAACUAUGCAGGAACUAGCUGAUUUGUUAUUAUUAUUAUUAUUAUUAUUAUUUUUCCACUAUGUAAUGCUUGUAAAUGUCAAGUAUUGCUUUGCAUGUGACCACAAAGCUAUAGAAAUAACACAGUAAGCAUACAAAGGCUACGACUCGGAUUGGUUAAUUUUUUUUCUUCUGAUUAAUCAAGAUUAAAAAAAACAAAACAAACAAUGUCGGCGUUGUUUUGAGAGUAAUAGAUUCCUCCCCGCAAGAUCUGCGCUUAUUUCUGCUCCCAGUGCCUCCUUCAUCACUCACCUAUUGCCCCCCCCCCCCAUUCACCCCCCCCACUCCGUCACAUAAAGCCUACUUUACACCAAGCGGCCUCUGACUUCCAACACAAUGCAUGGCUCCGCUUUACCGCCUUACGUUGCUAACAUUGCUGUCCAUGAAAUCUGCCGAGGGCUGCGACGAGCUACAUCGGGGGUCUGGUCAUUCAGUUUCUGGUGUUAGCAGACACAUGCACACAUGAGCCGGAAACCGGUUUGUGUGUGUGUGUGUUUAUGUGUGUGUGUGUGUGUGUAGUGGCAAAGCAUAGCUUGGUUGUUCUGGAGCGCGUGAGCCUGGCUGGCGGCGCCAAUGGCGUUUUCUCGAAACAGACGGCGCCGCCAACCAAGCUUCUCCAGACAAAACGAUUCCUUCCUUCAAAAGAUGACUCCGGAUCAUACUCCUUUUUUUUUUUUUUGUUUGGUCUUAUUUUUAUUUUAUUUUUUUUAUGUGUGUGUUAUUUUGUCAUAUUUUCCAAUUUUAAAAACUGACUGUAAUUCCAGUUGUAAAAGUGAAAUGAUGUCAUUUCAACGAUUCUUGAAGGGGACUCAAUGAAUGGUUUUGUUUUGUACAGAUUGAGAAAUUGUACAAUUGUGUCUAUAUCUUAAGUUAUCAGUUCAUCUUAAUAAAGCGCACCGGUCAUGAACCUUUACAUGAUUUCGUAUCGUCACUUCCAGCAGCACCGCAAUCGAUUCCGGAUCCAUAAUUUCCAUCAAGUAGGAUUCCUUAUUUUUAAAUGGGCUAUUUUUUAUAGUUACAGAAAAAAAAAAACUUGUUUACGACCCUAAUGCAGUUUUUAACAUUAUUAGAGCCCUCCAGAUAUGAAAUAACAACCCUAUAGUCACAUUUACGCUCAUAUUACCCAAUAUAGUAGAUACGAUAAGAGAAGAUAAGAUAUCCUAGCUAUAAAUGAUAAACUAGUGUGGCGCUGUAAAUGUGUUCCGGUGCUUGGGGAGG